Fonsecaea pedrosoi CBS 271.37 is the source of this 504-nucleotide messenger RNA. Its product is annotated as ATP synthase subunit delta, mitochondrial. Lineage: Eukaryota; Fungi; Ascomycota; Eurotiomycetes; Chaetothyriales; Herpotrichiellaceae. Gene Ontology annotation, molecular function: proton-transporting ATP synthase activity, rotational mechanism. The record is from RefSeq and is a predicted model, not a curated record. The transcript is spliced from 4 exons. Bases 1 to 504 code for a protein of 167 amino acids. Gene Ontology annotation, biological process: proton motive force-driven ATP synthesis.
AUGAGUGCCCUCCGACUGUCCCGAGCAGCGCUACGCGCCAGGUCUACGAUUGCCCUGAAACCGAUCCAGCGACGAGGGUACGCCGAGGCCGUCUCCGACAAAAUAAAGCUCUCCCUGGCCCUUCCUCACCAGUCCAUCUAUUCUUCACAGGAUGUUGUACAGGUGAACAUUCCCGCCGAGUCCGGAGAAAUGGGUAUCCUUGCGCAGCACGUUCCAUCCAUUGAACAGCUGAAACCGGGCUUGGUCGAAAUCAUCGAGGAGAGUGGUGGAAGCAAACAAUUUUUCCUUUCGGGAGGCUUCGCCGUCGUUCAACCAGACUCUGUGCUGAGCAUAAACGCCGUCGAAGGUUUUCCCCUUGAGGACUUUAGUGAAGAGGCGGUUAAGUCACAGAUAGCGGAGGCUCAAAAGAUUGCUAGUGGGAGUGGAAGCGAGCAAGACAUUGCGGAGGCUAAGAUUGAGCUCGAGGUGAGAAUAUACAAGCUGGGCUACCGAGUGAUGCGCUGA